Molecule: messenger RNA, 1256 nt
Organism: Haliotis rufescens (red abalone)
Lineage: Eukaryota; Metazoa; Mollusca; Gastropoda; Lepetellida; Haliotidae
Exons: 2
Coding region: 1-1251 (416 amino acids)
Cellular component (GO): nucleus; cytoplasm
Molecular function (GO): protein binding
Source: RefSeq, a predicted model, not a curated record
AUGCUAGACUAUCAUCUGAAAAAGAAGAAUAUUAAAGACAUACCAGAAACUGAAAAAUUAAAAGUGAUUCAGAGCAGCAUGCCGUAUGGAUUUCCAAAUUGUUGCAAGCUGUUUGCUGACUUGGAGUCGGAGGAGAAAUGUGCUGACAUUGCACAAUUUUUCUCCCGCCCUCUAGACAUUUUGGAUGCCACGACUGAUGCGUAUCUGGAUACCGAAAAAUUAAAAGAUGUGUUCAAGACUCUCUUGAAAAGAGAUGGGCGACUUGAUACCAGUGAGAUAGAAGACGAUGACCAGCGCAGUGGUAUCAUUGAAGUAUCGGCUCCAUUAAAUGGUAGCUAUCUGUCAAACACCCACGGAGUAAUAACAUUUUCACAUCCAUCCGUUUAUGAAAGUGUUGCAAACUGCAUAGGGAAACGUGAUGUGGUGUUCGCGAUCAAAUAUUUUAGUUUCUCUUUCAUAAUGGAGAAAAUGCGGUUUGCAGAGUCACAAAGCCAUGACAGUACUGUUUCAAGAAAUGUCUUCAAAAUAUCGCCAAACCAACAGAACAUCCAACGUCUUUGCGACAGGUUCACUCUUUCAGUGAUAUACAGACGCUUUAAUGUGCUUCGUCAACCCUUUUUUCAAAGCGAGGACUUUUGUCGGACCUUCUUUACAUCCAUCAUUGAAAGAAAUAGCUUUUGGAAUAAUUUCAUCUGCCUGUGCUGCAAGGAAACAAGCAGACUGUCUAUCGAUGACAGCAAUGAAGACGGUGAGACUAUGUUGUUACAAGUUGCACAGUGUAGUAACACUACUGCCACCCGUAUCCUCUUGGAAUGUGGAGCAAGUGUAAAUCGGGCAUCCACGAAAACGAACAGAGCACUUCACUAUCUGUGUGAGAGUGGUGAUGCUGAUGCUAGUGUUGUAGAACUGAUGAUACAACAUGGCGCUGAUGUUAACAAGGCUGACAGAGAUGGAAAGACAGCACUUCACUAUCUGUGUGCGAGUAUGGGUGUUGAUGCUAGUGUUGUAGAACUGAUGAUACAACAUGGCGCUGAUGUUAACAAGGCUGACAGAGAUGGAAAGACAGCAUUUCACUAUCUGUGUGAGAGUGGUGUUGAUGCUAGUGUUGUAAAACUGAUGCUACAACAUGGCGCUGAUGCUAACAAGGCUGACAUAAAUGGAAAGUCAGCAUUUCACUUUCUGUGUGGGAGAGGUGAUGUUGAUGCUAGUGUUGUAGAACUUAUGAUACAACUUUGCGCUGAUGUUAACUAGGCUGA